AGACUCGACGAUCCAGUCAUCUUCUGUGCAAACAAGAUAGAGAAAAAAAUAUAUUUUCACCAUGGUGGCGAAUUUCAAGGUCUACAAAAAAUGUUCGCCCAACGGCAAGCUCGCUGUCUAUCUCGGCAAACGCGACUUCAUCGAUUAUCUGUCAGGUACCGAGCCGAUCGACGGAGUGGUCUUGGUCGAUCAGGAUUACGUAGACAGUGGCAGGAAGGUGUGGUGCCAACUCUUAUGCAGCUUCCGGUAUGGCCGCGAGGAGGAUGAGGUGAUGGGCCUCAAUUUUCAGAAGGAUCUCUAUCUGGCCUCGGAGCAAAUCUUCCCACAAGUUAAGAAGCCCGAGUCCAAUCCUACCAAGUUGCAGGACAGAUUGCUGAGGAAACUGGGCACCAACGCGAUACCGUUUAACUUCACGUUCCCGCAAUGCGCACCGUCCAGCGUGACCCUUCAGCAGGGACCCGACGAAAUCGGCGAACCCUGCGGCGUCAGCUACUACGUGAAGGUGUAUUGCGGCGAAACGGAGACCGACCUGACCCAUAAGCGCAGCACCAUCAUGAUGGGCAUCCGCAAGAUCCAAUACGCGCCGACGAAGGAAGGUCGUCAACCGUGCACCGUGGUACGCAAGGACUUUCUGAUGAGCCCAGGCGAACUGGAGCUCGAAGUUACCCUGGACAAGCAGUUGUACAAACACGGCGAGCCGAUCGCCGUCAACAUAUGCGUGCGCAACAACAGCAACAAGGUGGUGAAGAAGAUCAAGACGCUGGUGCAACAAGGCAUCGACGUGGUCAUCUUCCAGAACGGUCAGUUCCGGACGGUGAUAGACGCGGUGGAGACGCAGGAUGGCUGUCCGAUCAAUCCCGGCUCGACCCUGCAGAAGGUGCUUUAUCUAAAGCCCGAGCUGGGGAACAAUAAAAACCGUCGCGGUAUCGCUUUGGAUGGCAUGAUAAAACGGGAAGAGAGCGAACUCGCACCCAGUACCUUGCUCACCUCGCCGGAUGUACGCGACACUUUCGGCAUCGUCGUGUCCUAUGCCAUCAAGGUGAAGUUAUACUUGGGCGCUCUAGGUGGAGAGUUGACAGCCGAGCUGCCGUUCAUCCUGAUGAGAUCCAAGCCGUCCGAUCGGAUUAAACUGGUCCCGACAGAUAGUGUGAUGAUCGAAGACAUCCCGCAUGAGAAAGUCGGCUAGAAAAUCAGCUCCUAGAUUCCUCUUUUGCUCCUAGAUCUUUGCAGGCUUUCAUUUCGAUUCGCUUCUAAUUUUUUAGGUUUAAAUAGAUUCAGACGUGUGAUGAAAACAUUCUCAGAACAUUCAAAAGGUUGUAAACUGUAAGAUAAGUCUCUUAUAUGUUACACGUUCUGUAGAUAUUCUUUAGAAAUUGUCUGGGCUGUUAUUUUGCAAAGGUCUCCUUCACAUCUUUUAUUAUAAUAAUAAAUAUAAAUAUAUCACACACACACA
This is a messenger RNA of Camponotus floridanus (Florida carpenter ant), 1453 nucleotides long. RefSeq names its product phosrestin-2 (gene Arr1). The record is from RefSeq and is a predicted model, not a curated record. Gene Ontology annotation, biological process: signal transduction; G protein-coupled receptor internalization. NCBI's taxonomy places the organism in Eukaryota, Metazoa, Arthropoda, Insecta, Hymenoptera, Formicidae. Gene Ontology annotation, molecular function: G protein-coupled receptor binding. Bases 62 to 1186 code for a protein of 374 amino acids. The transcript has 2 exons. Gene Ontology annotation, cellular component: cytoplasm.